AUGCUUCAAAAGAAAACACCGCGACCGCAAGAGCAAACGGGAAGUCGGCGAGAGCGUUCAGUCUGCUGCGAUCAGCCUAAGCAAGUGCAUGUCCGCGCACCAACGUGCACGAGUGUGGUUAAAAACCACGUGUGUUCCGCGCGUUCGAGGAAAGUUUUACGAACGGUAGUGACCCGUGUGUGCUCCCUUGUGAGACGUUCCGUGUGUCCGCCAUCGGCCCCUGUGCGCCCUCCUCAAGCGUCGCAACGACGGCUCCGCGGGCAAACAAAACCCGCACCAGAAAGAGCCUCAGGCCCAACGCAACCCGGGCGCGACACGAAGAGGACAGAGGUGCAGAAAAGGCGGCACGGCGGCUUCGAAAAGAACCGGCCUAAGCACUUCCACCUCCACCACCCGCAACCGAAGUGGACGGCCACGGUCAGAUUGACCGCCACGAAGACCCUCCAGGAGAGGGUCUUUUGGUGGAGACUUGAGCUAGCCUGGACAUCGAGGCUGACCGGUGCUGAAGAAGUCACGGGCGGCGCGGGCCGAAUCGAACGGCCGCGGUGCGGGACGAGAGCACACGUUUGUGCGAAUCGCGUGAGAGCGCGGGGACGCGGAUCGUUCGGCGCUUCCGCGUCGUGGGCCGUCAGGAAGGAUCGAGUCGUGGCUGACUUCGGGGUCACUGCUGAGGGUGAACGCGGCAGCAUGCAGCAACAGUGAGGAGAGGCGCCAGCGCGUAAGUACCGCUAGAUUUAAGCACAAAUUCACACAAAAAACACUAUGUUCCGCAUUUAGAUAGAGCCAGGUUAGGCAAAGUUUGCGAGGUCGCGUGAGCGCAUGUUUGUAUGUUUUGAGAAUCGGUACGCAAUACAGUCAUGAUGUUUAUUUUGUUGGGUUUUUUAUGCAGCUCUUGAGCUAGCCGGAAACGUCUUGUU
Messenger RNA from Culex pipiens pallens (northern house mosquito), 917 nucleotides. RefSeq lists its product as uncharacterized. NCBI's taxonomy places the organism in Eukaryota, Metazoa, Arthropoda, Insecta, Diptera, Culicidae. Bases 1 to 702 code for a protein of 233 amino acids. The transcript is spliced from 5 exons. The record is from RefSeq and is a predicted model, not a curated record.